CCACUGCUAGCUCUACAGUCGGGCCUAUACACCGAAGCUGCGGUUCCGCUCGAAAGAAUUGCAAAAUGCGCUCAGUGGCCGCCAACGUCCCGCAGAGCGCACCCCUGUCGGUGCGCGAGCGGAUUCUCUCAUCCUUUCACUGCUCACCCAGCACUUCUGGUCGCGCAUGCUGCCCUGCUCACGGCUUGCCGGCGGCUCGCCGGCAGUCCACAACAUGCGCAGCCUCAAAGGCAGCCAAGAGCGGCAAGUCGGGUGGCGGCCAGGGCUUCAAGGGCUUCGGCGAGGCUCCCAAGCCCGCUCCGCAGCAGCAGAAGCGCGACCUGAGCUUCGAACGGGACUCCGAUGAGGAGCUCGUCGGUCCCGCUGCCGCCGCCGCGCAACAGCUCGGCGACGAGGAUUACAACGAAAUCCGGCUGAAACCCGCCUACCAGAUGUAUGUCGACGCCGGCUUCAAGGCGCAGCGCUAUAUCGCACCGUCGCUGGCGCUCACGCGUCCGGAAGGCGAGCCGCUCGCGCAGCUGGCCGCCGGCGGCGCCACUCUGCCCGGCGACCUGCUGCUGGUCACGCCGGCGCUGGCGUUCGUGGAGGGCGGCUUCAACGAGCUGCCGGAGCUGGAGGACCUGCAUGCAGCCAUGAUGGAGGACGGGCCCACGCCCGCACAACGCCGAGUCAUGGACGUGCUGGAGGGGCUGCGACCCGACCCCACGGCGGCGGCGGCCGCCGGCUCCGCCGGCGCCGCAGCGGCGCCUACGGCGCCGCUGCCCUCCCUCUCCACGCUCGACGCCAAGUUCUGGUCGGGGCGCGGCAAGGACGCCAGCGCGCCGGCCUUCAGCUCCAAGCGGCUGAUGGGGCUGCUGGGCCGCACCGCCGCCUCGUUCGACAGCCAGGACCCCGCCUCCAUGCAGGCGCGGCACCAGAAGCCGGUGGGCUUCGUGUCGCUGUGGCCCGAGUACGCGCUGCUGGGCCACAGCUGCGUGCCCAACACCUCGGCCCUGGUGGUGGGGGACCGGCUGUUCAUGCACGCUACCGACGAGCUGGCCAAGGGCGCGCCGCUGACCCGCAACAUGAUCGGCACCGCCAUCACAUCCCCGCUGUCGGUUCGCCAGGCCGCCGUUGCUGAGGCCAUGUCCGACCUGCUCCCCGCCCCCUCCGCCACUUCCUCCGCCUCCGCCUCCACCUCCUCCGCCUCCACCUCCUCCGCCUCCGCCUCCACUUCCUCCGCCUCUUCCUCAGCACCCGUGCCGGCUUCGGUAACCGCCGAGGAGGGCGGCAUCCUUGCGGCGAGCGAGGCACUGCUCACGUCGUGCCGCUGCCGGCGCUGCCAGCUGGAGGCCAGCGUGUCGGAGUCGUUGCGCGACACGCUGGAGUCGGCGUUCGCCUGGUACGAGCAGGAGGCUACCGCCACCUUCUCCCGCGCCAACGAGGAGGAGGACAUGUCGCUGCUGCGCGGGCUGCUGGCAGAGGCCGAGACCAUCGUGGCUGAGGUGGAGGAGGCGGUGCAGGGCGAGCCGGGGCUGGACGACGAGCAGCAGGACUGGAUCCGGGCGUCGGUGUACGACGUGUACGACAUGCUCGUCACGCUGGACGAGCUGGUCAACGCCGACGGCGCCGACCUGGAGUACCUACAGACCUGCCUGCAGCUCAUCCGCGUGUUCGGGCCCGGCAGCGACAGCCACUUUGAGGUGGCGCUCAAGCACGAGAGCCUGCGCGUGCACCGGCUGGAGACGUUCAGCGAGAUGCUCAAGCGCGAGGGCCGCGGCCGCAAGAAGGCCAUCAGCGCCCUGGACCGCAAGAAGCUCAAGGCGCUCAAGGACGGCGCCGACCUCGCCGCUGAGUUCCGCAUCGAGUCGGUCAUCCUGCGCUACGGCUACGUGACGGAGCAAAUCCUGCAGCAGCUCACCGAGGGGCUGGAGACGUACAUGGAGGGGCUGGAGCAGAUGAGCGUCAUGCAGGCGCAGGGCCUGACGGAGCUGACUCGCGAGAUGGAGGUGGACGGCGUGCGCGUGCAGAUUGUGGACAAGCUGGAGGUGGCGCCCGGCGGCGGCGCCGGCUCCCGCGCCAGCAGCACAGAGAUCAUCAACCACGACGGCAUGCAGCUGUCGGUGGUGGACGGGCCCGGCAGCGGCGGCGACGACGACAUUGAGGGCGAUGGCGGCGACCUGGUGGACGUGCAGGAGGGCGCGGGCGAGGAGCUGGAUCUGGAGGACCUGGAGGACCUGGAUCUGGGCGUGGAUCCGGAGGGCCGCGCGCCCAUUGACCUGGAGCUGGACGGCGACGUGGACAUGGAGGCGGUGCAGGCGGCCAUUGACGACGCGCUGGCGCAGGAGAUUGAGGCCAUUGAGAGGGAGGAGCGGGAGAAGCAGGCGCGGGGCAAGGGCGCCGACGCCAAGACGUAGUGUGGUGGCAGGUGCUGCGUAUUCAGGGCGUGUAUGUAAACUCGUGUGUGCUUGAUUGAUGCUUUGUUCGGCGCUGGUGUGACGGGGGCCGGGCUCUGUGGUGAGACUUAUAGGACGAGCGGGCCUAAGUUCGUUUCGUACGCACUACGCAGUUGACCCGCUGUCCCUUUCCACUGACUGGUCCCUGUGGCCCACCCCGGACUAACUUGCGCACAGAGCAGCACAUCCUCGAUUCACGAGUUCCAGUUUGGGGAAGCCUUCGCAGGCUGCUUUCGACGCACCAUGCUCUCCCCAGUCUGGACGAGUCCUGGUCGGAUUCAGUCCCUCACUCUGCUCACCAGAUCUCUUUGAACUCGAACAAAAUCGAAUGAGACAAAUGUUUGUAACGACGUGAGCAU
Molecule: messenger RNA, 2794 nt
Organism: Chlamydomonas reinhardtii
Lineage: Eukaryota; Viridiplantae; Chlorophyta; Chlorophyceae; Chlamydomonadales; Chlamydomonadaceae
Exons: 4
Coding region: 66-2396 (776 amino acids)
Source: RefSeq, a predicted model, not a curated record